GAUCGUCAGUUUUUUUUUUCGAAAACAUAGUACAAAGGUUUAUAGAGUUUUUCACCACACACUCGUAUGCGACAUCUAUCGGCCGUCGGUCACUAUUAGCACGAGGACCUGCCUUAACAUUGAUUCAUCCGUACUAUGUUGACGGCCAAAAGCCCCUAGUAUAAGUAGUGCGUUAUUAUACUUAGCAGUUGGACGACAUCAGCCGUUUCAAUCAUAAUCACUUUCCCUUUGCCUCACAUAGCUUUUACCGUGUAGGUCGUGCCGAGUGAAAAUUAGCCACUGUUGUCUUGUAAAAAGCAUUAACGAUUUGCCUUGUUUUUUCAUUUAAACCACACCAUGCUGAAGACGACAAGUACAGCGACCCUACUCAAGACCACAAUCGAGAAACUUGUUCCUUUGUGGCAACCAUGGAGGAGCCUUGCAACUGAAGCUACAUUUGAAACAAAACCGUAUAAGCUGCACAAAUUAGAAUCGGGACCCAACAGUACGGUGACUGUGACUAAAGAUGAUGCUAUCAACUUUUACAAGCAAAUGCAAUACAUUAGGCGCAUUGAAACGGCGGCUGGUAAUUUGUACAAAGAGAAAAUCAUCCGAGGAUUUUGUCAUCUUUACUCGGGACAGGAAGCUUGUGCAGUGGGCAUGAAGGCGGCGUUCCGGGAUCAAGAUUCUGUGAUAUCGGCUUACCGAGUGCACGGGUGGACAUACUUAAUGGGCGCAUCGCCACUCGGAGUGCUGGCCGAACUCACUGGCCGUAAAAGCGGUGUGGUUCGCGGUAAGGGUGGCUCCAUGCACAUGUACGGCAAAAACUUUUAUGGUGGCAAUGGCAUUGUCGGAGCUCAGGUACCUUUAGGUGCAGGCAUUGCGUUCGCUGCCAAGUACUUGGGCACUGGAGGUGUGUGCUUUGCUCUGUAUGGUGAUGGAGCUUCAAAUCAGGGUCAGGUGUUUGAAGCUUACAACAUGGCCAAGUUAUGGAAUCUGCCGUGCAUUUUCGUAUGCGAGAACAACGGAUAUGCUAUGGGAACAAGUUCAGAACGGUCAGCAUCAAACACGUCGUACUACACCAGGGGCGAUUACAUACCCGGCAUAUGGGUAGAUGGCAUGGACGUGUUGGCGGUGAGAGAAGCGUCCAAGUUCGCUGUGGACUAUUGCACUCAAGGUAAAGGGCCAUUAGUGCUAGAAACCGUCACUUAUAGGUAUUCAGGGCACUCGAUGUCGGAUCCAGGCACGUCGUACAGAACGAGGGAAGAGAUACAAGCCGUGAGGAUGACCAGAGAUCCGAUCACGUCGUUUAAAGAAAAAAUGCUUUCGGCCAAUUUGGCGUCGACCGAAGACCUCAAAGUGAUCGAUAAAGAGAUCAAAGCAGAAAUCGAUUACGCGACGUUAAAAUCCAAAGAUGAUCCAGAGAUCUCGCUUGAAGAACUGGGAGCCGACAUUUACGCAAAACCACUGGAAAGCGAACACCGAGGGGUUACCCCUUGGCAAAAAAUCAAACACAUCAGUGUUGGACCGGCAAUAAAUGUUUAAGACUUAAAAUGUAAACAUAGUCAAAUUUCCACAGACCGGGUUUUUUCAAUUUUACAUAAUUAUUAAACCCACAUGGUAUAGUUACGGCCAAUUGUGUCGAUUGAUCAUCGAUUAUCAUAAUUAAUUAGUCAUACUUACGUUCCUAGUACUACAAUAUGGUGUCUGGAUCAUUUUUUGCCAGAUUACUUUUCGUUCAACCGAUCGUUUGUUUGGAAUACUUCGUCGUACCAAUUCUACAUAGAAUGCAUAUUAGAUAUGCUUACAAUUAAGGAAAUUAAAUUUAAAAUGGUACUCAAAAGCCAGAUUCCUUGUUAUUGAAACGCAAUUGUUUGAACUAUCUAGUGAAUGUUGAUUCCUAUAUGUAACAAGUAUACGUUUUGGUAUAAUUGUUGUAAAAUUAACUAUAUGAUUAACACAUUUUUUGUUGUUGUACGUAAGUGAAUAAAAUUCUAUUUUUUUAUUAAUUA
Messenger RNA from Adelges cooleyi (spruce gall adelgid), 1991 nucleotides. RefSeq names its product probable pyruvate dehydrogenase E1 component subunit alpha, mitochondrial. The coding region runs from base 337 to 1524 and encodes 395 amino acids. The transcript has 7 exons. Gene Ontology annotation, cellular component: intracellular membrane-bounded organelle. NCBI's taxonomy places the organism in Eukaryota, Metazoa, Arthropoda, Insecta, Hemiptera, Adelgidae. Gene Ontology annotation, molecular function: pyruvate dehydrogenase (acetyl-transferring) activity. Gene Ontology annotation, biological process: pyruvate decarboxylation to acetyl-CoA. The record is from RefSeq and is a predicted model, not a curated record.